UUUCCCUUGCGCGAUCGCGAACGCGAUCUGCGUUCUAAGAUCGCGCGUCCCGAUCGCGCGACUGCUGAUACAAUGUAAAUUAAUAGCGUUGGUUUCCCCUGCGCGAUCGCGGUCGGCGAUCUAAAUUUGUUCGCGGCGCGAACGCGAACUGACUGGUCUCCGAGCAGACAAAUCGCGUUCGCACCGCGAUCGAUGUGUUGUUUUGAUGAUAUUAUUUAAUAUUAAUAAUAUGCAACUCAUUUAUGAUUGAACACUCGUUGACAUCGGUCGUUCAAAACAUGAGUUCUUCAAUGGUAAAAUUUACUAAGGAGCAAGACGAGAUAUUGGUUGAAUCUGUAGCUAAACACCCCCCAAUUUAUAAUCCCCAAAGCAAAGAUUAUAAAGAUUUGAACAUACGGGAUGCAAUUUGGAAAGAUAUAAGUUGCAACGUUGGACGAAGUGAUGAAGACUGCAAGAGAAGGUACAAGAAUAUUAAAGAUGCCUAUUUAAAAAAUAAACGGGCAAGAAUAAUGAAUACUGGAGCAAGUGCCUCUUCAAAACCCUCAAAAUGGCAUUUAGCACCAUUUUUAAGUUUUUUGGAUACAAUACCACAAGAAAGAAACACAACAUCAAAUAUAUAUGAUACUGAUAAUAAUGAAGAUUCUGGCUCAGACGAAGAGGAAAUAAAUAUCACACAAGAUGAUAUUAUACUGCAGUCAUUACCAGUAACGCAAUGUCCUCAAUCUCCGUCGACUUCAAAAGCACAAAAAUCGACUAAUAAAAGAAAAAAUUUAAAUGUCACUGAAUUAUUAGAAAAAAGAUCCAAAGAAAGAACAGAGCUGAUGACACAACUAAUUGCUAAAAAAAAUACGGAUGAGUACGAUGAUGUUGAUCAUUUUUUCAAAAGUUUAACUCUAUCUGUCAAAAAGUUGCCACCACACUUAAUUUCACAGGCGAAAUUGAAAAUGUUGACAAUUGUGACUGACUUGGAACUUCAAGCUGCAAAUAAUCAUGCACAUAACGUCCACAUCAUACCUGGCAAUCGCAGAGUAUCAUUACAGUCAAAUAAUUCUACUAGUAGUUCCCCAUAUUCUAACAACUUUACUCCAUACAGUUAUAGUCCACCUUCACUAGAUUCACCAUUAUAUUCAAAUAUUCAACAACAGUUCGGACCAGAAAAUCCAACUACAUUUACGCCUUUCCAGUCAGUUCAAAAUAUGAACAAUGAAUGGAACACCAAUUCUCAAGAAAUUUAACAAUAUAUUUUAAAAUAUUAUCUUAUAAGGUAUUUUGAUUUUUUUUUUAAUUAAUUGUUCAUAAGUCAAUGAAAUAUAUGAUAAGGUAACUAUUUUUAUUUAUUUUGAUCAAUAAAAAAUUGAUUUAUUAUUAACUUUGAUACAAAUUGUAUAUUAAAAUAAAACAACAGUAUUCCACAAAUAAAUUUAUAAAUCUGAGUUCUUAUUUCAUUUUACUUUAUCUGUACCUAUUUGAAA
This is a messenger RNA of Metopolophium dirhodum (rose-grain aphid), 1472 nucleotides long. RefSeq lists its product as uncharacterized. The transcript has 3 exons. The record is from RefSeq and is a predicted model, not a curated record. NCBI's taxonomy places the organism in Eukaryota, Metazoa, Arthropoda, Insecta, Hemiptera, Aphididae. Gene Ontology annotation, cellular component: nucleus; transcription regulator complex. Bases 243 to 1235 code for a protein of 330 amino acids. Gene Ontology annotation, biological process: regulation of transcription by RNA polymerase II. Gene Ontology annotation, molecular function: DNA binding.